GCUCGCUGGCCGCCACUGUACGCACGGCACGGACGCGGUGCGCUCACUCGCCGUUCUCAGGCCGGGAGUCAGGUGCGACCGUGGCGCUGCUCCGACCUCCUCGUCGCCUCUCGUCCUGCCGCCUCCUCGCACUUCCACCAGGAAUCCGGGAGGAGAAGCGAUGAACUGGGCCGACAUGUGUACGGUGGUUGGGGAUGGAGCCGAGUUGUCAGGUCUGGACGGCCUGUUCGGGUGGCCGGACCUGAACAUGGACCCCGUGAGUCCCACCUGCAGCCUGGGCGACUCCGUGUGCACAGAGUCCGACUCUGCGCCCUUCUCCACCCCUGCCGACUCGCCAUCCAAGCCCUGGCCGGGACCGGACUUCGGCAGCGUCGAGGGCCAGGACGCCGGCUACGGCGCCUACGCCGGCUACGCUGAUCUCGGCGUAGCGCCGCCGCCGCAAGCGACGCCGCGCACGGCCCCCGAGGUGCCGGUGCUGGCGCUGGGGGUGGCAGCGCUGCCCAUCGAGUGCCGCGUGUGCGGGGACCGCGCCUCCGGCUUCCACUACGGGGUCCACGCCUGCGAGGGGUGCAAGGGAUUCUUCCGCCGCACGAUCCGCAUGAAGCUGGAGUACGAGCAGUGCGAGCAGCGCUGCAAGAUCCAGAAGAAGAGUCGUAACAAGUGCCAGCACUGCCGCUUCCAGAAGUGCCUCGUCGUCGGCAUGUCGCACGAGGCGAUCCGCUUCGGGAGGAUGCCCCAGGCGGAGAAGGAGCGGCUCAUCGCCGAGGUGUGCGCCAACGGGCUCACGGAGGCGGCCGCUGCGGCGGGAGACCUGCGCUCGCUGGCGCGCGUCAUCCAGGAGGCCUACCUCCGCAUCUUCCCGCUGUCCAAGGCCCGGGCGCAGGCCAUCCUGGCCGGCAAGGCGGCCGGCAGUGCGGUGGUGAUCCACGACCACGACUCGCUCGCCCGGGCAGAGGACACUAUCCUGCGCAAGCUGGGCUACGGCACCAUCCACGAGAGCAGCGGCGCCAUUGGCGUCAGCCUCGCCAGCGUCGCCGCCGCCACCGGCUGCGGCGGCUGCGGCGGAGCCUGCGGCGGCGCCGGUGGCGCCGCGGGGGACGACGGCGCGGUGUGCGACGCGGCGGCGCGCGGCCGCGUGCUCGGCAACGACCGCAUCUUCAUCACCGUGGUGAGCGGCGGCGGCGGCGUCGGCAUCGGCGGAGUCCGCAGAGGAGGCUGCGGCGCCGACGCUCAGGCCGACCUGCUGCGGAAGGGCACGCCAGAGAUCCGCAUGUUCAACCGCUGCCACUACCGCGUGGUGGAGUCCGUGCGGGAGGUCACCGAGUUCGCCAAAAGCAUCCCGGGCUUCAUGGCCCUCGACCUCAACGACCAGGUCACGCUGCUCAAGUACGGUGUGUACGAGGUGAUCUUCGCGAUGCUGGCUGCCCAGAUCAACAAGGACGGGCUGCUCAUGGCGUACGGCACGGCGUUCAUCACGCGCGAAUUCCUGCGCUCGCUGCGCACGCCCUUCUGCCACGUCCUCGAGCCCAAGUUUGUCUUCUCGGUGCGGUUCAACGCCCUGGCGCUGGACGACACUGACCUGGCUCUCUACGUCGCCGCCAUCAUCCUGUGCGGCGACCGACCGGGCCUCCUGGACGUGGGCCCCGUGGAGCGGAUGCAGGAGCGCGUGCUGCAGGCGCUCGACCUGCAGCUGAGGCGCAGCCACCCCGAGAGCUCCUUCCUCUUCCCCAAGCUGCUGCAGAAGCUCUCCGACCUGCGCCAGCUGGUGGCCGAGCACGCCCAGAUGGUGCACGACAUUCGGCGCACGGAGGCCGACACGGCCAUGCCGCCCCUGCUGCAGGAGAUCUUCAAGGACAUGUACUGAGGCACCCCCCUUGGGUGGGGGGAGCCCCCUCGGCUGUACCCGCCCCACCCCCGCAUUCUACCCCCCUAGACACACAACCCCCACCCCCGCUGCCCCUCGGUGGAAGGCUUUGACCUUCGGAAACUGAACUCUCCGAAAGUAAACACAACGGGUGGCGUGAGUGUGGGGGGGGGCGAGCGGGGAGGGGGGUGGACGUCUAAACAGUGGCCCCCACCACCGCCACCACCACACAGCCACCACCGGAGGAGGGGGUUGUGGGAGGUCCCCACCCCCCCACUGCCACUGAGCGGGGCAAUGGCUGUGGUCCGGGAAGUCGCAAACUCUGUUCGUGAGCCUGCGUUUGCCACCAACGAAGAAUACGUUAUGAUGCUGCUGCUGCUGCUGAUAAUAAUGGUGGUGAUGACGAUGGUGAUGGCUGGUGAUGGCAAUGGUUAUAGUAUCGAUGCUGCUGACAAUGGUGAAGAUGGUGAUGAUGCUGCUGAUGACAAUGGUGAUGAUGGCAUCGGGGGUGAUGAUGAUGGCGAUGUUUGAUGGUAACGUUUUUAGAGUGGUGAUUGGUGAUGGACGUGGUAUUGAUGAUGAUGAUGAUGUUGCUUGUUGAUGAGAGGAAGAUGAUAUUGAUGACGACGAUGGGGAUGAUGACAGGACGCGUGAUCUCACGCGAUGCCAUCUCCAGACACCUACGACCACAUCACCUGGAGUGUGCCAGAAGCGAGGAGAGAUUUUACGUUGAGCCUGCCCAGUGGUGCUGGCGUCAGACAGACAUUGUGGGGGCUGCCUCGACCUUCGUCGACUCGCACGGUGUCUCGAUUUGAACCGACGCUCGCCCGUGUCACGUGGGGCAUGCACGCACACGUGUAUACACACGUGUACAGGAUCUCGAUCUUAAUGCGAACCAGCAUCACGCGUCUGCUGCAUCACGCCGUGGCUUCGUUUGGCAAUCACCGUGAAUUGGGGGCGGAGGGGCGGACGAGAUGGAGGGAGCGUGGGGCGGAGGGGCGGACGAGAUGGGCAAAGCGGCAUCCGAGACGGAAGAGGAGGAACAGGAACCUUCAACUCGAGGCCCACGGCCACAACUGGACGGCUUCCCCUUUCACUUUCUUCUCUGCCCGGUUCCGCUUUAUGUUGGGGGCGGGGUGGGUGGGUGGGUUCAGCCACCAGCGCCGUCAUGAAGGACGCGUAAACAUUCACCCUCCCCCCCCCGCGGCAUCGUGGUAAAAAUAAUCCGGGCAACGCGACAGAGUGAAGAACGGCCAGUUCCAUGUGACAUCCGGGGGGGGCGGAGGGUGACACGGGGGACAGCGGCUUGGCUACCGUGGGGUGGGCGGAACCAUCGCCACAAAUGGAACUCUUCAGGGACACUACCGGCUAUGGAUGUAAACGCAUCUCCUCUGUACCGGGGGUGCUUGGGGCGGGGGGUUGCCACCUCCGAGUUCACAAAAACCGGGACGUAUCGUGUGCAAGAGGAUAUCGCACACGGCCACGCAGGUGCACCCAUUAUUCUGGAGUUGUUGAUGCCUCAUUACUUAUCGGAGCUUCCGUUGUUGCUCUCGCUCGAUGUCUGUUCGGAACGCUGCUCGGCGGGCUUGGGAGUCCGGGGUUCCACGGCGUUGGGCGAAAACCGUCGGAGUGGCAAAGCCUGCCCGAUAAUAAUCCCGUACGAUUCAACUCUCUUUGUCCCGCAUUGAAAUAAUCCUGUCAGCUGCGUUGCGAAAACGAGACUGACGCGAAGAGGCGAAGUGGAUGCGGCGUGGCCGAAAUGACUCCCAACGAUUGGUGGGAAAUGGUGCACCGCGUGCAUCAUCAUCACCACCAUAAUCACCGUCAUCACCACCGCCAUCACCAUCACCACCAUCACCACCAUCACCACCGCCAUCAUCAUCACCACCACCAUCACCACCAAGGCCAUCACCACUAUCACCACCAUCACUAUCACCACCAUCACUACCACAACCAUCACUACCAUCACCACCACUACCACGACGGUUCUCAUCAAACUGACAGAAGCGGGGGUAGGGGGUGUGGGGGGGGGGGCUCGGCUCUCCCAGGAGGACGUCAGAGCUGCCUCUUCAAUAACGAGAGGUCGAUCUCGGGGGGAAACCCCGGGACAGGUGGCAACCCUAAGCACAGUCCCUGCGUGCGUUCACCUCGCCAUCUCCGCACGCCGAGAUUCGGGCGGAGGUUGCGGAUGUGGGACUCUAGAGUCGAGAUUUAUCAUCUCAGGGAGGGAGGGGGGGGGUGAGAGUCUGCCUCCUUCGUUUCGUGUCGUCUCGGUUGCGUCGUUUUGUCCGAUUGUUGGUGUCGUUUGUUCCGUCUGCGUUGGUGGUGUCGUUCGUUCCGUCUGCGUUGGUGGUGUCGUUUGUUCCGUCUGCGUUGGCGGUGUUGUUCCGUCUGCGUUGGUGUCGUUCCGUCUGCGUUGGCGGUGUCGUUUGUUCUGUCUGCGUUGGCGGUGUUGUUCCGUCUGCGUUGGUGUCGUUCUGUCUGCGUUGGCGGUGUCGUUUGUUCCGUCUGCGUUGGUGGUGUCGUUUGUUCCGUCUGCGUUGGCGGUGUCGUUUGUUCCGUCUGCGUUGGUGUUGUUCCGUCUGCGUUGGUGGUGUCGUUCGUUCUGUCUGCGUUGGUGGUGUCGUUUAUUCCAUCUGCGUUGGCGGUGUUGUUCCGUCUGCGUUGGUGGUGUCGUUCGUUCCGUCUGCGUUGGUGGUGUCGUUCUGUCUGCGUUGGUGGUGUCGUUCGUUCCGUCUGCGUUGGCGGUGUUGUUCCGUCUGCGUUGGUGGUGUCGUUCUGUCUGCGUUGGUGGUGUUGUUUGUUCCGUCUGCGUUGGCGGUGUUGUUUGUUCCGUCUGCGUUGGUGGUGUCGUUUGUUCCGUCUGCGUUGGCGUUGUCGUUUGUUCCGUCUGCGUUGGUGGUGUCGUUCGUUCCGUCUGCGUUGGCGGUGUUGUUCCGUCUGCGUUGGCGGUGUCGUUUGUUCUGUCUGCGUUGGCGGUGUUGUUCCGUCUGCGUUGGUGUCAUUCUGUCUGCGUUGGCGGUGUCGUUUGUUCUGUCUGCGUUGGUGGUGUCGUUCCGUCUGCGUUGGUGGUGUCGUUUGUUCCGUCUGCGUUGGCGGUGUCGUUCGUUCCGUCUGCGUUGGUGGUGUCGUUCUGUCCGCGUUGGUGGUGUCGUUCUGUCUGCGUUGGCGGUGUCGUUCCGUCUCGUGAUUCCCGAGCCGAUUGUCCGGCAACUCUGCGGGUGCCUCCGCGUGCCGGGUUAAAAGUAAUGAGAAGAAUCGACACUCGUUCGCGGGCGCGAAAAUACUCUAUGCAAUGUACCUGGAGCCAAAAACUAAUUGAUGUAAAUAAUCGAUCAUUAAUCGAUGAAUAAUCGCUACCCCCGUAUUCUCCGGAGUAUAAGACACGAUCCGGAAAGUAAGACGCCACUCCGGGUGUCUUCCCUGUGUAAAUUAAGUUAACACCGUACACAGCUACCGGAGUAUAAGACGCACUCCCAAACGUUUGCUUUAACGUAGCGUGACGGGGGGCAGGGGGGGGGUUAUUGAGUGCGUCUAACAAUCCAUAGAUUAUUCUCAUUGUCUAUCGCUGGGCUGUUGGGGGGCGGGGGGAAGGAAGGAAGGGGGGGGGGGGGUGAUGCUGUGAAGGAGCGAGGUGUAGACUUGUGCACCACACACACGUCCCGUGUAUUUGUACAUAUCGCAGCGAGACCAGGUGCUGUUGAUGAUGACGGGAACAAUGGAGCAAUGCAAGGAACUAAAAGAGGAGGUGGGGAUGAUUGACGACCUUGGGUGGUGGCC
Messenger RNA from Petromyzon marinus (sea lamprey), 5644 nucleotides. Lineage: Eukaryota; Metazoa; Chordata; Hyperoartia; Petromyzontiformes; Petromyzontidae. The record is from RefSeq and is a predicted model, not a curated record.